AUGAGUGCGAUAUCCGAUACGGGUUGGCGACCGUUGUUGCCGGUUGUCUCCGGUACGAGUCCCUCCAAUAAAAAGGGCCGAAGUCGGCAGUCAGGCACACCAUGGACUCGUUCGGGCUGCAUUACAUGCAAAAAGCGUCGCAAAGCCUGCGACAAGGCAAAGCCAAGCUGCAAUAAUUGCCUCAAGCAAGGCCGGGCCUGUGAGGGAUAUGGCGAUCUUUGGGUCGCGCCGUUGGGGCCAUCGGCUCAGGUUUUUAAGCAGAUCGAGGUGCCGAAGAGACGGCGACUCAGUGGCUCAUCUCCAUCGCAACCACUAUCGCCAUCGCCAUCUUUAAAUUCCGACUCGUGGCAAGACACAAUGCCAUCGCCCAGGCCGCUCACACCCGGCUGGUCGCUCCCGUCCACCCCGCCAUGCCGAGUCAUCGAUCUUGACGUGGACGAGUCUAGUGAAGGACAGAACUUAUCCGAACAGAAAGUGGACACUUCUCUGCACGUUCAAAAUUCACUCGCUGUUGUACCAAGGCCACAGGGCUUCGUGAGCCAUCUGUCCGGUCAUGAGUCACACUAUCUUCAAUACCAUAUGGAAUUUGGCUCUCGGCUCCUCGCCAACCUCGAAAGCGAGCACAACCCUCUCCGAUCUUUCUUGAUUCCUCGAGCCAUGUCGUCUCCUCUCUUGAUGAAGGCCCUAUGCGCUGUAUCCGCUCUACAUCUGGCAAAUCGUUCAUAUGGCCUUGAGGCACAGACUGCGGCAGCAAGCUUCUACGGCCGGACUCUCAGCGGACUCCGAACAGCACUGGCGGAUGAGAUUCUUUCAGAUGAUGCUGUGCUAGCAGUGGGAUUAAUGUGCAAGUAUGAAAUUAUCCGCGGCAGUGUGAAACAGUGGGUCGUUCAUCUUUCCGCACUGCAACGCUUGAUCGCGUCCCGUGGCGGCUUGGGCUCGAUGGAUCAAGAGGCAGCACAUUUCCUACGAGGAUUAUACGUUUACGCUUAUAACAUGGGACGGAUCAGCAACCGCAAGCGGAUCACCUAUGCCCCAGCAGAUACCGAUAUCGGCACUCCGAGACUUGACAUUUAUAUUGGAUACACGGAAGAAAUCCUGAAUCUGUGUGCACGUAUCGCGGAGCUGCCAUCACUCGAAGGCGAUGAUAUCUCACUGCGCUUAUCGAUCGCAUCCAUAAACGACUCUCUCCUUACGUGGACUCCCUCUUCUAUCCGCUUCAUCAUCCCACAAGAUCUCACACAAGAAACUCUAAGGCGUCUCCAACUCGUUGCAGAAUGUUUCCGCGACGCGGGAUUCAUCUACUUGCACUCAAUCCUCAAACGGAUGAGCAUGAAAGGCUCUCCAAUCCCCCAUCUCGCGAAAGAUACCCCCUAUUUAACUGACUGGUCACCUCUAAUCACCACCCCGAAAUCCACCGCCAUCCAACGCCUCCUCGCACGUAUUCAAACCUUCCCGCUGGAUGAUCACUGCGAGUACUCAGCGCUCACGUUCCCGCUCUUCAUUGCAGGCUGUGAGAGUGACGUCUUCGACCACAGAGACCUUGUGCUCCAGUCACUGGGUAAACUGCAAGUUAAUUUCGGCAUCGGCAAUGUCCGACGCGCGAAGGACGUGCUCGCGAUCCUGUGGGCGAGACAGGACGCUAGUCCCCAAGAUCGAUCCGAUGCUGCGGGUACCAAGCUACAUUGGAUAGAUAUCCUGGAGGAACUGCAAUGGGAACUGAAUCUUGCAUAA
This is a messenger RNA of Penicillium canariense, 1731 nucleotides long. Its product is annotated as Zn(II)2Cys6 transcription factor. Gene Ontology annotation, molecular function: zinc ion binding; transcription cis-regulatory region binding; DNA-binding transcription factor activity, RNA polymerase II-specific. The coding region runs from base 1 to 1731 and encodes 576 amino acids. The transcript has 4 exons. Gene Ontology annotation, biological process: positive regulation of transcription by RNA polymerase II. The record is from RefSeq and is a predicted model, not a curated record. Lineage: Eukaryota; Fungi; Ascomycota; Eurotiomycetes; Eurotiales; Aspergillaceae. Gene Ontology annotation, cellular component: nucleus.